Messenger RNA from Suricata suricatta (meerkat), 4603 nucleotides. RefSeq names its product mature T cell proliferation 1 (gene MTCP1). The record is from RefSeq and is a predicted model, not a curated record. Gene Ontology annotation, molecular function: protein serine/threonine kinase activator activity. NCBI's taxonomy places the organism in Eukaryota, Metazoa, Chordata, Mammalia, Carnivora, Herpestidae. The transcript has 4 exons. The coding region runs from base 4184 to 4507 and encodes 107 amino acids. Gene Ontology annotation, biological process: positive regulation of peptidyl-serine phosphorylation.
AACCUCUUCCAGAAACAGUGCUGUACUGUAUCUGAAAAAGUAUCACUCUCAAGCCUGGCGUUUAGGUACCUGCUCGUGUGGUACAGGGACGGGAAGGGGGGCCGUGAGCUUUCCCCGAAGGUCGGAUGUGUCGCAGCCCGUACCCGCGGGACAAGUGUCCCCAGCUCUCUUUGGCCUGAUGAUAUCAGACAUGCUGAAACCGUGCGUAAAAGUCCUUUUCCUUUCAGGAAUGGCAACGGUGCCACGGGUAAAAGCGCAGCUCUUCCCACGCCCGAGCUUAGGAACGACACGUGGACACGAGAGCCCGGUCGGCAGCGCGGGGAAGUCCGCGCCGGGCCGCCCCCACCGCCCACCAGCGCUUAGGGUUCCCUGGUCCGCUUUCCGAUUCCCGGUGUAGGGUGGACGCCAGGCAGGCAGGGCAGUGCUGGAAAGGGAACGCACCCGACGCUCGACUUGACCAGCUGUUGAUGCUUUGCUCUUUGCUCCGAAGUCAGGUCUAGCCCAAAGUCUCCCCACCACAGACAGGGCCCGCAUCCACUGGGAUUAUCCGGCACCCACACGCCACCAGCCUCCAUUUUGACCUAAUGUGUAAUGUGCACAUGGCAGCCGUGUCCAUGAUUCUUUCCGAUAGUAAUGAAGUUCUAGUGCGCGAUUACAUUGGACCCAUCUGAAUCUUCCCUAAACUGUCCGCUUUACACCCUACGUUAUUUCCAGUUCCUGUCCAUGGCGAGCGUGCCCUGCUAGAAUAGGACCAGGAUGUGUAGCAGUGGAGUAUCCUGACUUUAUAAAGUGCUUUGAGACACCGUCAAGACCAAAAAAAAAAAAAAAAAAUGCCCUUUUCAUUGUUGUUGCUCUCAGGUACUCUCAAAUUCGAGAAUGAUAUUCUGUGCUUUUAUAAUGCUUGCUGCUGCAUUUCACAGUUCUAAAUCUUCAAUUGCAGUAGGAAAAAAAACCUUAAAAUUUAUGGCAAACUUAAUGUGCUAGACACUCUACUAAGCAUUCAUAUACCUUUAUAUGUAAACUGCCCGAAGUGGAGUCAGACUCCACGACUUCCUAGCUGCCUUGUGUUCUAACUUCUCUCAUCUUCAAGUGGAGGGCAUAGCAGCACCCAGCUAAUGAGGUGAGUGUGCACUUGAAAAGACUCCAUACAUAAAAAACGUACAAGGAGUGGUGAAUAAGUUCUGACUAUCAUGAUCAAUAUGUUCUUUUUUUUUUUCUCAUUGUACACCUCAAAAGAACUGAAUCGCAGAGACGUUCACUUGUCCCAAGUCACAAAGCUAGGCAGCGGCAAAAUCAGGAUGCAUACCUAGGCCAGACGGACUCUAGCAAACGCGUUCUUCCUAACCUCACCCACUGCAAUUAAAUCACUGUAUUAAUUCACUUCAAGUAAAAUAAGUGUCUUCAACUAAUUAAUACUUAAAAAUUGUCCAAACACCUGUAGAUUGAAGUAAAUUAUUCUCUUAAGAAAGCCCUCCUGUGUUAUAUAUCAUCCAUUUGAAACAGAAUUUAUGAAACACCUUACUAGGAAAUGAUCUAGGCCACUAUGGUCUCUGACCAUACGGUGGUCCCCAUGGGCACAAUAUGUAUUAGUGCCUUCACAGAUGAUAAAGCUAAUAUCAGCACUUUUUGAAUGAAUGUGCACAUGGUAGUAUUCCUUUGAGUUGAGGGAAACAUGUUUAUGUUCCGUGGAUGACACUGCACUGUGUGCCUCCGUUUAUCUUGAGGAUUUAAGACAUUCAUCUUAGUUCAAGGGGUUCUGAGUUUGUGAACAAGUUUCAUGCACAGAAAAAAAAUGAUCUCUAGUCAGAUAAAUUCGCGAAGUGGAAAACAAACGACAGUCGUUCUACCGUGUAACUUGCCAGAGCUUUUAUGACCAUAACAUCCCAAACUGACUUGACCAAGGAAACGAUUAGGGACAAGUGCUCCAGGAAUGACAUUUAGGAAAAUGGUGUUCAAUUCCUACAACCAGGGAUUUUGUGCUCUCGGCCUCCACUCUGGUCCGGCAGAGACGCUGUUCUUUGUGCUCUCGCGGCGGCUGCUCUGUCCCCCGGCCCCCGCACCUGCCUCUCACGGGGCCUCCGUGCUGCGGCUCUGGUAGCGCGCCCGAGUCCAGGCUCAUGCGCUGCUGAUGCCCGGCACGUUGGUCUGUAGGUCACAGCAGCGCGUCACACUGCCUUUCUUCGGAGAAUAUUUUGUAGUGACUCGUGGGCCUCUUUGUAGUGACUCACAGUAACUCACGCUGUCAUCUCCAAUUGGUUUGCCCUCUGCACCACUGGAAUCAUUCUGUUUUAAUGUUGGCAUAACCACUGAGAUUUUACUUUUCAUUCUAAACAGAUUUAAAUGUCAGUAUAUUGGUGGUUGUCCGUGAAUGAAUCUGUGAACUUGAGAUGGUACUGAAACACUUAACACUUGGUUUCUAUUUUUUAUUAAAUGGUCACACUUAUUUCUUUGGUACUUGAAAUCCAGACAUUAAUAUGCUUUAUUUUGACGGUCACGUUUAUUUGGUUUUUGUUUGUAUUUCUGUUUUCCAAGGCCCUUGGGAAGAGGAGAGGCAGAAUGACUGUUUCUGCUAAAUGGAAAAAAUGGCUUUCGAAAAACAUACAGUUCUAUAAUACACCUACAGAAUCUGUCUCUACUCAUGUAUAUGUGGCCUUUAUCUGUUUCCCCUGGCAGCAUACUUAUGUACCCCCUCACGGGGACACUGGCUAAUAUUGGAAACUUGCAGUGCCUGUUACCGUAUCGUUGUUGUUAAUCAAAGAGCUUAUAAUAUCGUCUUUGAGGGGAGACAGGACUUGUGAAAUAAGCAAAGCAAAUGUACAAGGCAAUCUAAAUUAGAGGCCAAAAUGUGGGUUAGAGUGUAGACGUAAAUGCUGCAGUAGUCCUAAGAGGCCAGAAAUUUUCAGAGAGAACACAGGCACCUGCACUCUGCCGCAAUAGGACUGCGAUACACAGAAUGGCCUUGGAAGCGUUUUUAGGCAAGUACAAAGCGAGAGCAAGGGUUUGGAGCUCGAAGGGAGCCUCGUGUUUAGGGGGAAAUUUGUCUCAAAGCCAGUGGUAGUGGUGUUCGCCGGAAUUGGUGAUAGGAUGUAGCAGCUGAGCAAGAAGAAGUCCAAGGCAACUGGGUGAUAGGUUUGGAGUCUGCAGCGUCAGGCGAGCUGGUGUCGCCACGGAGCGCAGUUGGGACGCGGCGAAGGGGAAGGGGCUCCAUGAAAGGAGAGAGCCCUAGAGACCUACGAUGGGCUCCGAGUCACCUCCAUUCAGGGUGCGACGGCCGGUGCGACUGUGAUGCUCUUGAAUUAACCACUAAGAUCAGAGCGUUUCCUAACUCUAUAAAAAAUAUUUUCUAUUUCUAGGAAUGGUGAACUAACAGUGUUUAUGGGGAAAAAAGUCAGACUCAGAUUGUUGUCCUUGAAAAGAGGACUUGGUUUAGCUCAGUUCGUUCUGGCGUUUUCCUGGGCUGCAUCAUCCUGCGUUCUGGUAUCUCAUUAGCUGGAUCCGGGGGCAGAGAAUCCUGAUGGGGUUAGAGCCUGCUCUGCCUGAUGGAAAGACUUUGCUUCCUUUAUACCACUCAGAAGGCAGAGGGGUUUUUCUGGCCUUCCGACUUGGGAAAUCAGAAAAGCCCAACUGCUAUAAGUAACCUUUCUCAGUAAGCUAAUAAAUAGGUCGUUUGUCCUUAAAGCCAACUUUUAAUUUCAAUUUAGCAACGCAUGUGAUUCACCUUCACUGUCUUUUACGAAUGGAGCUGUUUGGGAGGGACUUUUACCUCGGGAAUGUGCACACACUGGUCCGUUGUGAUACUGCUUUCUUGCCCACAAAAGUGCUCUUAGGCACAGCCCUGCGCACACUCCGUCCUGACCACACUUUGUCAGAUGCUGCUUUGGGAGACCGCUGCCUGGCUUCCUGAGGAGCUGCCUGCUUUGCAGUCAACAGUUAGCGUCACCCGAGGCUCUGCUGAGCGUCACCUCGGGGCCCUGCAGGGAGCUUCGGGUGGCCUCUGUUCUAUCUAGGCUGUGCAAGGAGACAUAUAUGAGUUUUGGUUCUGGUUGGUCGUUGCUAGUACCAGGUCACCUUGCUCACUGGUGAGUUCAUUCCGACCCAGAAAAGUCACACCUGUGUCCUGUGCGCGGGCGCUGCAGGCUUAGGUGGAGAAAAGCAGGGCUAGAAUCGGAACCCAAAGCCCAGAAUGGCAGGAGAGGAUGCGGGGGCUCCACCCGAUCACCUCUGGGUUCACCAAGAGGGUAUCUACCGCGACGAAUACCAGCGCACGUGGGUGGCCGUCGUGGAAGAGGAGACGAGUUUCCUAAGGGCACGAGUCCAGCAAGUUCAGGUUCCCUUAGGUGACGCAGCCAGGCCGAGCCGCCUUCGGGCCUCACAGCUCCCUCUCAUGUGGCAACUCUACCCCGAGGAGCGCUACAUGGACAACAAGUCCCGCCUGUGGGAGAUCCAGCAUCAUUUAAUGGUCAGGGGAGUACAGGAGCUGUUGCUUAAGCUUUUGCCUGACGAUUAACCUGGUGCUGGGAUUCUAGGAAGCUAUGCUCCUCUGUUCUGUUCAGCACAUGGCAAUCGCUUCAUCCACCACCGCAGUGCACCCACCGGUGGGCCU